AUGGCCCUCCUGCUCCCUGUCCUGACAGCCCUGGUGCUGUGCAGUUUUGGCCCUCUGGAGUCUCUGGGCUGUGACCUGCCUCAGAACCCUGGCCAGCUUAGCAGGAAGACCCUGGUGCUUCUGGGACAAAUGAGGAGGAUCUCCCUCAUCUUGUGUCUGAAGGACAGAAGAGACUUUGGCUUUCCCCGGCACGUGGUGGAGGACAGGCAGUUGCAGGAGGCCCAGGCCGUGUCAGUCCUCCACGAGAUGCUGCAGCAGACCUUCAACCUCUUCGUCUCAGAGGCCUCUUCUGCCGCCUGGAACACAACCCUCCUGGACCAACUGCACUCUGGACUUCAUCGGCAGCUGGAAGAUCUGGAGGCCUGCUUGGUGCAGGGGGUGGUAGAGGAACCAUCUGCCCUGGCCCCUGAGAGCUCUCUACUGGCCUUGAAGGGGUACUUCCAGGGCCUCCAGCUCUACCUGAAGGAGAAGAACUACAGUGACUGUGCCUGGGAAAUUGUCCGAUCAGAAAUCCUGAGAUCCUUGUCUGCGUCAUCCAAGUUGUACGAAAGCCGCCAGUUGCAGGAGGCCCAGGCCGUGUCAGUCCUCCACGAGAUGCUGCAGCAGACCUUCAACCUCUUUGUCUCAGAGGCCUCUUCUGCCGCCUGGAACACGACCCUCCUGGACCAACUGCACUCUGGACUUCAUCGGCAGCUGGAAGAUCUGGAGGCCUGCUUGGUGCAGGGGGUGGUAGAGGAACCAUCUGCCCUGGCCCCUGAGAGCUCUCUACUGGCCUUGAAGGGGUACUUCCAGGGCCUCCAGCUCUACCUGAAGGAGAAGAACUACAGUGACUGUGCCUGGGAAAUUGUCCGAUCAGAAAUCCUGAGAUCCUUGUCUGCGUCAUCCAAGUUGUACGAAAGGUUAAGAAGGGAGGAUGGAGGCCUGGGCUCAUCCUGA
Tupaia belangeri chinensis (Chinese tree shrew) is the source of this 936-nucleotide messenger RNA. Its product is annotated as interferon omega-1. Gene Ontology annotation, biological process: defense response. Lineage: Eukaryota; Metazoa; Chordata; Mammalia; Scandentia; Tupaiidae. Gene Ontology annotation, molecular function: cytokine receptor binding. The coding region runs from base 1 to 936 and encodes 311 amino acids. The transcript is spliced from 2 exons. The record is from RefSeq and is a predicted model, not a curated record. Gene Ontology annotation, cellular component: extracellular region.